Messenger RNA from Seminavis robusta, 1544 nucleotides. The record is from the annotation of a GenBank genome assembly. Lineage: Eukaryota; Bacillariophyta; Bacillariophyceae; Naviculales; Naviculaceae.
CCCAGGGGGCAUAUGAAUGUCAUUAUUUUCGUCUUGUGAUCAAGAUGACUCUUCAUCCAUGUCGUAGGUUCAUUAUGACUAUUGUUUGGAUUCAAGAGUGAAAUGUUAGUCGCGGCACCAAUGAGAACAGGUUUGGGAACUUCGCUUUGGUUGUUGGCUUCGGUGGUUGGCGCCGCCAACCAAUUGGAGGUCGAGGCCUUCUCAUACCACCGGUACGUCUACCUCUACCCUCAUCUUUCUAUUGACCAUGACGACAAUGGCGGAUCCACCAACAACGAUCGCCACUGCUGCUGAUGAUGAUGGCUAUCGAAUUUUGGCCCUGUACAAGUUUGUGGAUCCAAAGUUGAAUGCCGAUGAUCUACCCGCUCUCAAGCAAUCGAUCGAAUCGCACUGUCGAGCCCAUCACGUGCGAGGGAGUCUGUUGUUGGCACCCGAGGGCAUUAAUGGAACCAUUAGUUAUCCAUGCAAGUCAACUACGGAAGAUCCAGUAGUGGCCUUCCUCGAGUCUCAGUUUCCUGGACUUCGGACGCGUAUUUCGACCAGCCAGGGACAUGUCUUUUACCGUCUCAAAAUUAAGGUCAAGAAGGAAAUAUUGACGUGUCGAACCACUACAACAGCCACAGAAACUGAACAACAACAACAACAACAACAACAACAACCACAACAACAAGAGGAACAAGAUCUGCUAACUCUGGACCCCACACAACAAGUCGGUCAGUACGUGCCACCGGGUCCGGAAUGGGACGCCCUUCUUCGAGAUCCCGAUUGUCUCGUCAUUGAUGCCCGCAACGAUUACGAAGUACGGAUUGGGACCUUUCAAAAUGCACAAGAUCCCAACACGUCCACCUUUAGUGAACUCAUUCCGUGGAUGAAGACGGCGUUGCAAGAACAGAAACCAAAAAAGGUGGCCAUGUUUUGUACUGGCGGCAUUCGAUGCGAAAAGGCCACGGCGGCAUGCAUGGAUUUGGCACGACAACAACAGCAAGAGGACAUUCCCGUCUAUCAUUUGGAGGGUGGCAUCUUGGCCUAUUUGGAUACCGUUCCCGCGAAAGAAUCGCUCUGGCAGGGUGCCUGCUACGUCUUUGACCAACGGGUUGCCGUCACGCACGGUCUUCAAGCCGCACCCCAUUAUACCAUGUGUCAUGCCUGUCGGGCCCCCUUGUCCCACGAGGAACAAGAGGGACACCCGGACUUUAUUCACGGCCUCCAAUGUCGGUAUUGCAAGGUUGCACGAUCCCACAAAUCCGUCGAACGAGCCACGGCACGACAAAAACAAAUCGAACUGGCACAACAAAAGGGACUCUUGCACAUCCAUGAUCCCAAAGAAAAAGUACUGCGAGUGUUGGCACAGAAGGAUGGUGUUGUUGGGGAUAGUGGCGACGAGGAGGCUCCGGAAAUGUUGGCUUGAUUUGGCGGUUGCUUUGUUUCAGGUAUCAUUAUUGUAAUGUCCCAUCAUAGUUUAGGUUAUGGAAUUUAUGAUGUGUUCGUGAAAGGGUUGCCUAGCUAUAUUAAAAUUAUACUAGCCCCUUCUAUUUGUACAUGUU